Echinococcus granulosus is the source of this 753-nucleotide messenger RNA. Its product is annotated as Histone H1, gonadal. Gene Ontology annotation, biological process: negative regulation of DNA recombination; chromosome condensation; nucleosome assembly. Bases 1 to 753 code for a protein of 250 amino acids. Lineage: Eukaryota; Metazoa; Platyhelminthes; Cestoda; Cyclophyllidea; Taeniidae. The transcript is spliced from 2 exons. Gene Ontology annotation, molecular function: structural constituent of chromatin; nucleosomal DNA binding; double-stranded DNA binding. The record is from RefSeq and is a predicted model, not a curated record. Gene Ontology annotation, cellular component: nucleus; nucleosome.
AUGUCCGCUUCGGCACCGAAGGCGAAAAAGUCGAAGGCACCGGCCUCCCAUCCGCCUGUUCUUGAGAUGAUCAAGGACGCAAUCGCUUCCAGUAAGGACCGUAAGGGUGCUUCUCUUGCGGUGAUCAAGAAGCAUGUGACAACUCACUACAAGGUGGACAUGGCACGUAUUGCCCCUCAUCUUCGUCGUGCUAUUGUGCACGGUGUCGAGAACGGGACUCUCGUUCGUGUUGGCAACAAGGGCACUGGAGCCUCGGGAAGUUUCAAGCUGGCAAACAAAUUUGCCGAGAAAAGGGUACCGAGGACUGCCAGAGCUAAGAAGGCGGUGAGUGCGAAAGUGGUGAAGAAGCGUGUGCCUUCGGGUACAGUUUCGAAGAAGGCGGAAGGAGCACCCAAAGCGAAGGUAUCCGCUCCAAAAGUGGUGAAAGUUAAGAAGGCGACAGCUGGAGUGAAGGCGAAGGAGGUUGUGCCGAAGUCGCCAGCGAAGGCUGCGGGACCCAAAUCACCAAAGAAGGCGGUUGGUCCGAAACAGAAGACUCCUGUGAAAAAGUCGAAGAGCAUGGCUCCGAAGACAAAGAAGCAGGCUGCCAAGAAAGCUGCCAGCUGUUGUCACGACCAGUUGUACUUUAAUCGUGCUGCUACUGCUACUCAGUGUAGGUCAGCGCAGGGUCAAGGUCGAUGUCUGAAUCAGCGGUGUGUCUGCUGGUCAGCCAGCUAUCACGUCACAUGCCACAUUGUAAACAGUUUCGGGUGA